UACCAGUAAACAUUCCUCCAUGGGUCAAACUUACUGCUGAGAGUAUUAAAGUCUUUUCCAGUUCCGGCUCUGUGAAAGUGUUUCUGAAGUCUCUAAUUGUUCUGGCAAGUAUGGAGUAUGCUAAAACAUUAGUUCCUACAUCUUUAAUGAGGUCUGUGUCGACAGUACAGACCUCUCUUGCUCAGCGAAUGCUGAACCCUCCACAGCCCCGUCCAUACAGGGUGUGCACACAGAGCCGCCAAAGGAGGAAAGGCUUCACAGCCACCUCUCUCGGAGACCUUAUGGACAAGGUGGCCAGUUCUUUCUUGAUGACAUGUCAUUUCCUGAUGCUGGUGCUAGAGGAUGAUGGGACAGUGGUGGACACUGAGGCCUUCUUUCAGUCUCUGCCCACUAACACUCUGUUCAUGGUCCUAGAGCAAGGGGAGGUUUGGACCCCCAAUAAACAGGUUCUGCCAAGUUUCAGACAGCCAAGGAGAAAUGGGAUUGCCAAGCUGAGCUUUCACCUGUACAAACUCAACGCACAGGAUUUUCUGGGAUGCCUGACCGUUAAAGCCACAUUCUAUGAGAUAUAUACAUUGUCAUAUGACAUCAAGUGCACCAGAGCCAAGUACUUUUUGAAGUCUCUACUGCGAUGUUUCAUGUACAUGGCCAGAGUAGCCGGUCAGGUUCUUCUCUGUGGCUCCACACAAGUGCUGCGCUAUAUUGGAGAAGAGGAAUGCUGCAGUUAAACAUCACCCGAUUAAAAAUACUGCAGUUAAAUAAAUAAAUACAAAUCAAUUCUGCACUUAUGAAUGCUUUUUUUUUUUGCUGAGUGAUAUAAAUGCUUAGACA
Molecule: messenger RNA, 831 nt
Organism: Xyrauchen texanus (razorback sucker)
Lineage: Eukaryota; Metazoa; Chordata; Actinopteri; Cypriniformes; Catostomidae
Gene: cidea
Product: cell death inducing DFFA like effector a
Exons: 5
Coding region: 111-728 (205 amino acids)
Biological process (GO): apoptotic process; regulation of apoptotic process
Source: RefSeq, a predicted model, not a curated record